CAUGUCCACGAGGAAGGAACACCGACUGACUCAGACUUCAUUGACUGGCAUCCCAAACCCUCUCAAACAUGUGGCAGGGGCUACACUUUCCUCGAUUUGUUUCAUUCUGAUGAGAACAGUGCAUACCGUGCAACAAAUCAUUAUUACCCAUUCAGUGACCGGAAAGACUGGGAGGUUGCAUCCUGGUUACUGCAUUCAGGGUUGAGCAUGGCAAAGAUCGACAACUUUCUUUCACUU
Messenger RNA from Suillus plorans, 237 nucleotides. RefSeq lists its product as uncharacterized. The record is from RefSeq and is a predicted model, not a curated record. Lineage: Eukaryota; Fungi; Basidiomycota; Agaricomycetes; Boletales; Suillaceae. The annotation marks the transcript as partial. The transcript has a single exon.